Tachyglossus aculeatus (Australian echidna) is the source of this 2086-nucleotide messenger RNA. Its product is annotated as src substrate cortactin-like. Gene Ontology annotation, biological process: regulation of actin filament polymerization. The record is from RefSeq and is a predicted model, not a curated record. Gene Ontology annotation, molecular function: actin filament binding. Gene Ontology annotation, cellular component: cortical actin cytoskeleton; plasma membrane; site of polarized growth. NCBI's taxonomy places the organism in Eukaryota, Metazoa, Chordata, Mammalia, Monotremata, Tachyglossidae. The transcript is spliced from 16 exons. Bases 110 to 2008 code for a protein of 632 amino acids.
GUGGUUGAGGCCGGGCAACACGGGCCAGGCAGCAGGGGCUGGGCAACAGAGGUCGGCGAGCCCCAGAGGAAGAGGCCCUCACCAAAGAAGUGGACGCUGACCACACAAGAUGUGGCGGUCCGUGGUGGGACAUGGUGUGUCAGUGGCCUUAGAGGCCCAGGGUGAUGACUGGGACACAGAUCCGGACUUUGUGAAUGACAUCUCGGAGAAGGAGCAGCGAUGGGGGGCCAAGACCGUCGAGGGCUCCGGACGGGCCGAGCAUAUCGACAUCCACCAGCUGCGUAACCGGGUGUCCGAGGAGCACGAUGUCAUCCGCAAGAAGGAGAUGGAGAUGGGGCCCAAAGCGUCGUACGGCUACGGGGGCAAGUUCGGCACCGAGCGAGACCGGAUGGACAAGAGCGCCUUGGGUCACGAGUACAUUGCCGACGUGGGGAAGCAUUCAUCGCAGACGGACGCUGCAAAAGGCUUUGGGGGCAAAUACGGGGUCCAGCGAGAUCGGGCCGACAAGUCCGCCGUCGGGUUUGAUUACAAGGGAGAAGUGGAGAAACACGCAUCUCAGAAAGAUUAUUCCCGGGGUUUCGGGGGCCGCUAUGGAGUGGAGAAGGACAAAGUGGACAAGGUGGCCGUGGGCUUUGACUACAAGGGAGAGACUGAGAAACACGAGUCACAGAAAGACUACGCCGUGGGCUUCGGAGGAAAGUUUGGGGUGCAGAGGGACCGCCAGGACCAGUGUGCCGGUGGGUGGGACCACAAGGAGCAGGUCCAACCUCAUGAGUCCCAAACAGACUAUGCCGUGGGCUUCGGAGGAAAGUUUGGGGUGCAGCGGGACCGCCAGGACCAGUGUGCCAGCGGGUGGGACCACAAGGAGGAAGUCCAGCCUCAUGAGUCUCAGACAGACUAUGCCAUGGGCUUCGGAGGAAAGUUUGGGGUGCAGAGGGACCGCCAGGACCAGUGUGCCGGCGGGUGGGACCACAAGGAGCAGGUCCAGCCUCAUGAGUCUCAGACAGACCAUUCCAAGGGAUUUGGUGGCCGCUAUGGGGUCCAGAGGGACCGCGUGGACAAGAGUGCUGCUGGCUUCAGCGAGAUGGAGGCUCCGACCUCUGCCUAUGAGAAAACUACGGCAGUGGAGGCUGCGGCAUCCAGUGGGGCGCAGAGCCUGAGGGCGCGGUUCGAGGCCCAGGCCCAGGCGGCCGAAGCCGAGGACAGGAAGAGGGCAGAGGCGGAACGGGCCCGGCGGGCGGCCCAGGAACGGCAGGAGCGGGAGCUGGCGGCCGCCCGGGCUGCCCAGGAGUCCCCUGUGGCCGCCGAGCCCGCGGCCCCCCCAAGGGCCAGCGUCCCCCUACCUACCCCAGGGCCUCUGGCCCGGCCACCGGCUGGGGGAAAACCCUGUGGUGAGCCCAUUGCUGCCCCGGCUCCUCAGGACUCACCCCGUCAGCUGCCCCUGCCUGUGCCCCCGGUGCCCAUGGUGCCCCCGGGGAGGGGCUCCCUGCAGGACCGGGAACGUGAGCGGCUCCCAGUUCUGCCAGCCAGGCCGCCACUGCGGGAGGAAGAGCCCAAGGAGGAACCGGUGUACGAGCUGGAGCCGGAGCCCCAGGCCCAGCCCCAGGCCCAGCCCCAACCCCAGGCCCAGCCCCAGCCCGAGGAGCCGGUGUACGAGCAGGACCCCGAGAGCGAGGGCGACUACGAGGAUGUGAUGGACCCCCCGGAGCCGGUCUACGACGUGGGUGACGAUGACGUGGGUGACGAUGCCGAGGGGGACUACGAAGACGUGGAUGACCGGGCAGUGUCACCCCCUCCGGGACCCCCCGCCGGGCACGGGGAGCCCCAGGGAGCCGCACCCUCGGCCGUUGCGCUGUACGACUACCAAGGAGAAGGCGCUGAUGAAAUCUCCUUUGACCCUGGCGACACCAUCACCAACAUCGAGAUGGUAGAUGAGGGCUGGUGGCGUGGCUCAUGCCAGGGCAGAGUUGGGUUGUUCCCCGCCAAUUACGUCCAGCUUCUGCAGUGAACCCAGCCCGCUCUGCCCCCGCAGCCCACCCCCUCUUCCCGGCAGACUGCCUCUUCCCUGCUUCUUCUCCUCCGCCCC